This is a messenger RNA of Phytophthora nicotianae INRA-310, 366 nucleotides long. RefSeq lists its product as hypothetical. The record is from RefSeq and is a predicted model, not a curated record. NCBI's taxonomy places the organism in Eukaryota, Oomycota, Peronosporomycetes, Peronosporales, Peronosporaceae. The transcript has a single exon. Bases 1 to 366 code for a protein of 121 amino acids.
AUGGGUUGGACCGUUCGAGGUUGUGAAGGCGCUACCCCACUCGUUCGAAGUCAAGCAUCUAGUGACGGGACGUGCCUACGACGUACAUGCUUCAAGUUUUAUGCUGACUCGGCUCUAAACACUACGGAGGAGCUACUGGAACUCUGUUCGAGGCAUGGCAUGGUGCUUGGUGUCGAACGAUUCGUUGAUCAUCGUUUUAAUAAAGAAUACGGACGAUGGGAGCUGAUGGUGGCCUGGGCCGGGCUUCGGGCGAUCGAAAACUCGUGGGAGCCGCUCGCUACGCUACUUCAGGACGUACCCGUUAAAGUUCGCAACUACGUCGCUACUACGGCUGAAGACGAAGAAAUUCGCGGACAACUCGACUAG